Messenger RNA from Mercurialis annua (annual mercury), 1604 nucleotides. Its product is annotated as zinc-finger homeodomain protein 5. Gene Ontology annotation, cellular component: nucleus. Lineage: Eukaryota; Viridiplantae; Streptophyta; Magnoliopsida; Malpighiales; Euphorbiaceae. The record is from RefSeq and is a predicted model, not a curated record. Gene Ontology annotation, biological process: regulation of developmental process; regulation of DNA-templated transcription. Bases 513 to 1388 code for a protein of 291 amino acids. Gene Ontology annotation, molecular function: transcription cis-regulatory region binding; DNA-binding transcription factor activity. The transcript has a single exon.
CUGUACCACUACUAUUUUUUUUUUAAUUUUUUCUCUUUUAUAGCUAUACAUACGCAUAAAAAUUGAAUCUUACAGUAUACCUAUAAUAAUAUACAUACCCUCUGGCUUCAUCACAGGCAACCAAGCUGUCUCUUGUUGGAUAUGUAGUUGGCUUGUUGGAAUCACUGAAGCACAGUCCCCUCCUUUAACUCUCCUAACCCAAACCCCAUCAUCACCCCAUUUUUUGCACCAAACCAAACUCAAAGCUGUGCCCAUAAACCCUAAAUUUUCUUUUUUGUUUCUGUUAAUCUUUCUGUCUGCAGCCAGCUUUUCUUUUCUGGUGAGAUAAUUACGCUCUUUUGCAUGAUUAAGUUUGGUUAAUAGGCAUAUUUAGUUAGUUUAUUAUUCUUUGGUAGGUAGAAUUUGUAAUCACCAACAGGUAGCUUAGCUUAGCUUCAAGAUUUGAAUGUUUGGUUUAGUUUAAAAAAAUAGUAGAUCAAGAGAGAAAAAUUAUUAGAGAUUUGAGCUUAAGAAUGGAAUUAAGAGGUCAAGAUACGUCAAGUUACAGUCAUCAAUCAACAGGUGUAGAAAGAAGAAGAGACGGGAAUCAUAACGGUAACACUAAUACUACUACUAUUCUCACUUACACCCAAACCCUAGAUCACCAUAGACAACCAAGAUCUCCCAACUCAGAUCGAUUUUCAACUAUUUCUAAAGGAUCCAACUCCAAAAUCAGGUACCGGGAGUGUCUCAGAAACCACGCGGCCAGCGUCGGCGGCAAUGUUUUCGACGGCUGCGGUGAGUUCAUGCCGGGCGGUGAAGAAGGUAGUCUCGAAGCUCUAAAAUGCGCAGCUUGUGAAUGCCACCGCAACUUCCACCGCAAGCAAGUGGACGGAGAAACUCAGUUUAGUCCCACUUCAAGAAGAGCUAAUGCUAUGGUUCAUAGUCUUCAAUUGCCACCGCCAUUGCCUUCUCCGACAGUGCUGCAUCACCAAAGAUAUUCCAUGGGGUUACACAGUAAUACCAGUCCCACAGCGGUUCCAAAUCUUGUUCAGCCCAUGACGGUGGCUUAUGGAGGCGGAGGCACCGAGUCAUCAAGUGAAGAUCUUAACGGUUUCCAAUCUAAUGCUGACGGAGUACCGCCUCCACCUCCUUAUGUUUUAUCAAAGAAAAGGUUCAGGACAAAAUUUAGUCAAGAUCAGAAGAUUAAAAUGAUGGAGUUUGCAGAGAAAGUUGGGUGGAGGAUUAACAAGCAAGAUGAAGAAGAAGUAAACAAAUUUUGCGCAGAAGUUGGAGUUAGAAGACAAGUUUUCAAAGUGUGGAUGCAUAAUAACAAGACUGUAAGAAGAAAUCUGCAGGAGCAUGAGCACGAGCACGGGCAUGAGCAAGAACCGCAAGAGCCGCUCUAAUCAAGAAAAUUAAGAACCUUAAUCCUUUCUUUAAAGACGACAUGAUUGGUUCAGGCAUGUAGAUAUAUGGUUAUUAUUAAACUUGUAGGUGAUGAUGAUCAUUAGGAAGAGAUUUAUAAAAGAAGAGAUGGAAUUAGCAAGGUUCUUGAAUGGGAAAUCUUCAAUCAGACAUUUGUAAAAUUUGCAGCUAUGUUUUAAUAAUUUUCUUUUCUUGCA